AUGAGCCAUCAUAACAAGGGGGCCGUCGCUUUGAGGUUGGGCUUCCAGAAAGACAUCGCGGUCGAGAACGUCACGAUUUCGAGUCUCAUGAAUGAGGGGGUCGCGGAUGCGGCUCCCUAUUGUUCACCGGAAGAUUACCAAGGCCUGGACGUGCGUGCAGUCACGACUUUUCAUUCUGCGGCGUGGAGCGGACUGGACAUCAGGUUCAGCGGUAAUUUCACGUCCACCGACGAGAACAGGGUCGUCCCAUUAUCUGGGAUGUGGAUGCGGGGUGAUGAUCUGACAAUCUCGGCGCCACCUCCAAGUCCGACGCCCAUUCGGGCACCAGCCCGCGCGUAG
Prorocentrum cordatum is the source of this 339-nucleotide messenger RNA. Lineage: Eukaryota; Dinophyceae; Prorocentrales; Prorocentraceae. The record is from the annotation of a GenBank genome assembly.